Musa acuminata subsp. malaccensis (wild Malaysian banana) is the source of this 2032-nucleotide messenger RNA. RefSeq lists its product as uncharacterized. Gene Ontology annotation, biological process: mitotic spindle assembly checkpoint signaling; meiotic sister chromatid cohesion, centromeric. NCBI's taxonomy places the organism in Eukaryota, Viridiplantae, Streptophyta, Magnoliopsida, Zingiberales, Musaceae. The record is from RefSeq and is a predicted model, not a curated record. Gene Ontology annotation, molecular function: protein kinase activity.
CCCCCACCGAAAAGAGGAGGGCAGGGAAAGGAGCAAUCCAUGGCGGACGACUUCCAGAAGCAGCUCCUCUCCUCGCUCGUAUCCGACAUCAAGAACUAUGACGGCCGUGAUCCUCUCCGCCCUUGGCUUCACGGCAUUCGGAGGAUGAAGGAAUCUCUGCCUCCUCGAAUCUUGAAAGAGAAGCUGCCGAGAUUCCUGCAGAAGUGCGCCCAGACUUUUGAAUCCGAUCGCAGAUACCGAAAUGACGCUCGAUACCUCCGCGUCUGGAUCGAACUGAUGGAUUACGUGGAUGAUGCCAAGGUGCUUUUGAGGAAGAUGGAGAAGAACGGUAUUGGCUUGAAACGAGCGAUGUUCUAUUUGGCGUAUGCUUUGUACUAUGAGAAGCAGAAGAAGUUCACAGAAGCGGAGAAGAUGUACCAUAUGGGUGUUCAAAACCUUGCAGAGCCUGCCGGUGAGUUACAAAAAUCAUAUGAGCAGUUUCUUCGUCGAAUGGAGUUGUACAAGAAAAGAAAAGCUAAAGAGGUGGUGUCCAAUAAAAGAUGCUUAACAUUGAAAGGUACUCAUAUGAGCAAAGAAAGUAUUACUGACCAGGAAGGGAUUACAGAGAAGAAGGAAAUAGUUGAUGAUAAAGUUCAAAUAGUUGAUGCAGAGGAUGCUUCACAGAAACCUCAUCAUAUUGAAGGUUCCAGCAAACCAAGAUGUAAAGUUCGAGGAUCAGCAGUUCUUGGAAGAUCAUCUAAACACAGAGAUUAUCCUGUUGUUGAUUGGGAAAAACAAAUUCCACAUGAUACUGAUGACACAGUAGUGGUGAAGUUUGUAGACUCUGCAAUAGUUGGAAGGUCUGAAGCAGAAGAUGCUUGCCAUCACGGACUUGUGGAUCCCACCAUCAACAUGAAGGAGGCUAUGAAUGCCAUCGGUAGCAUGUUUCGGGAGCCAAUAGAGCCAGAGAUCAUGGUUAAAAGAAGAUCAAGUAAACCAAAGGCUAUUCCGCAUACCAAUGGGUUUGAAGUGUUCAUUGAUGACGAUUUUGGUGAUGGACCAAACUUUGGUUCUUGCCCCACAAGGAAUGAGCAGUGUGGUGUUAGUGAUCUUCCAAACCUGCGGUCCAAUAAGCAUGGAGAAGCUUUCUUUCCGGAAGCACUGAAGAACCAAAGGAAAACAGAAGUACAGAAGCCAUUUCUCAGAGAGUUCAAAAUAUUGGCUGAUGAUGAUGAAGUUGAUGAGGUGACUGAUAGGCAGAUUGAAGUUGCCAAGCCACCAAUUGCUAAUGCUUCCAUUUGUUCAAAACAACAUGAUCCGGCUUCUAGCAGCUAUGGAAAUUCCAAAAUGAUCAUCCCGGGAUUACACGAAGAGACUAUUGUUCACAGAUUUGUCGGAUCAACUGUUCUUGGUGAACCCAAAGUGGAAAAUGCAUGCCACCAUGGUUUGGUAGAUCCAACCAUCAACCUGAAGGAAGCUAUGGAUGAUAUAAACAGCAUGUUUGGGAAGCCAUUGGAUUUCUUUAACGGCGACAAACCAAAGAAGAAGCCAGGGUUCGUGUGUUCAGAUAAGCAACCAGCUUGUGAUGGAUUUGCUGUAUCUUGUGAAGGAUUCUCAAUAUUGGCCGAUGAUGACAUGGAAGAUCCAGAAAACAAUGCUCCGCCUGAAAACUUUUGUGAAAAUGGUGAUCUAUUUGAGCCAACCAUUUUUACCAAGGAGGCUAUGGCCGAAAUCAAUGAAAUGUUUGGAAAGCCUUUGGACUUCUGACUAGAUUAGGGUACAUGAUUGGACAUGUUUGGUCCAACAACAUUUUGCCUCAUGAAGAUUCCCUGAUCUACCAGCUAAAAUUGGGGAAGAUGUAUCGAUAACUCUACCCAUGGGUAAGUGGAUUCUAGAAUUUUUCCUACUAAAUUCCAGAAAUCUGUGCAGAGUUUGAUGUGAAAUUUUCAGUUGAUGAGUUACCAAAUAUGACCAUUAUGUUUGUGUGGAUCAUUUUUAUCCAAUUGUUGAACCUGUGAAUGGAGUCAUAGAUGCUUUGGUGCUUUUUUUGAUC